Messenger RNA from Lycium ferocissimum, 762 nucleotides. Its product is annotated as chloroplastic group IIA intron splicing facilitator CRS1, chloroplastic-like. The transcript has 4 exons. Lineage: Eukaryota; Viridiplantae; Streptophyta; Magnoliopsida; Solanales; Solanaceae. Gene Ontology annotation, molecular function: mRNA binding. The record is from RefSeq and is a predicted model, not a curated record. Bases 157 to 735 code for a protein of 192 amino acids. Gene Ontology annotation, biological process: RNA splicing, via transesterification reactions.
UUAGCAUGAAAAACACGGGUUGUCUUACUGGUAUGCCUUUUAGGGAGAAAUAGGAAUCAUCAAGGGCUAGCUGCUGCUAUAAUCAAGCUUUGGGAGAAAAGCUUAGUUGUGAAAAUUGCAGACAAACGUGGUAUUCAGAACACAAACAACAAGCUCAUGGCUGAUGAGUUAAAGAUAUUAACUGGGGGAGUUCCCCUUCUAAGAAACAAAUAUUACUUAAUCAUUUAUAGAGGAAAGGAUUUCCUCCCGCCUAGUGUUGCAGCUGCUUUAGCAGAAAGGCUGGAGAUAACAAAACAGAUGCAAGAUGAUGAAGAGAAAAAGCUGACUGGGCUUGCUGAAGUAGCCACAGCAGCACUGUUGGCUAUUGAAGGCCAUGCUGUUGCCGGUACUUCAGCAGAAUUUUAUGAGGCUCAAGCUCGGUGGGGGAGAGAAGUAGCUGCCGAAGAACAUGAAAGGGUGUUAAAUGAAGCGGCUAGAGCUAAGACCGCCCGAGUAGUUAAACGGCUUGAACAUAAACUUGGGAUUAGUGAUUUUGGUAAUGCGGACAUAAAUACUAGCAAUUUGGAGGAGCUUGGUCAGUUCAAUCGUGUCUCAGGAUUUUCACAAAGUGAAGAUGAAACUUCAUAUCUGGAGUCUGAUGAUGAUGAGGAUGAAGAUUCCGAAUGGGCAAAUGACGAAGAUUCAGAAUACUCAAUUGAUGAGGAUGAUGAAAGGAUAACAACAUUUCAUGGCUAAUUGUUUAUGAGGAGCUGCAUUAUAUCA